Messenger RNA from Phytophthora nicotianae INRA-310, 666 nucleotides. RefSeq lists its product as hypothetical. NCBI's taxonomy places the organism in Eukaryota, Oomycota, Peronosporomycetes, Peronosporales, Peronosporaceae. The transcript is spliced from 5 exons. The coding region runs from base 1 to 666 and encodes 221 amino acids. The record is from RefSeq and is a predicted model, not a curated record.
AUGCUGAAGCAGAGCCAAGUGCUUGUCCGCCGUGUGGGCGGACUUCGCCGAGCGUCCACCGCCUAUGUUCGUCCAAACUGGCUGGAGAAAGGGUGCGGUGAUGUCCCUGUGCAUCCGCAGGCCCAGGACGCGGAAGUCAGCGAGAUGCUGCGCGGCGGACACGCCUUGCAGAUCGCCAGUGCCAAAAUGCUCGAUGCCAAGGUAGCGGACUUCCACGUAGUCAAGACUUACUCUGCUGCACAUUUCGAGAAGCUCAAGGAGCUGCGCGACAGCGAGAAGGAUGCGGUGCAGCGUAUUGAAGACUCUGUACGAGCGAAAGACCUGAGGUUUCGUCCGAGUCUAGUGAUCCCAGCGGUCGAGCUCUGCAGUUUUGUAGUCGGCUGCGGGCUAAGCCCAUUGGGGGACACGAUCAGCACGUCGUACGUAACGGGCGUCAAGAUGGCGGUGAGCGAUUACUACAACGACCAGAUUCGCGAGAUCUAUGCCAGCAAACCCGAUAUGGUCGAGCUCAAGGAGUUGUUUAAGGUUCAACGUGACGAGGAGCAGGAGUUCGUAGAUGCGCACACACCUGACAUUUUGGACCCAAACAAGGGCAGCCAAGACCCCGUAACCACGUUUGCCAAGGCUUCUCUGAAGAUGUUGGUUCAAGUAGCCAGGACUGUGUAA